Molecule: messenger RNA, 1443 nt
Organism: Bursaphelenchus okinawaensis
Lineage: Eukaryota; Metazoa; Nematoda; Chromadorea; Rhabditida; Aphelenchoididae
Source: the annotation of a GenBank genome assembly
AUGGAUAAAAAACGGGCAGAAAAUGCCGUGUUUUGUCAAAUACGAUGUAAAACGAAUAAUCUGAAGAAGAACAAGUUGAUUCAGGCGUAAGUUUAGUUUUUGGCUUUAUUUAUGCUAUAUUUUAGCUUGUAAAGAAAGUAAUUGCCAUUUUUGUCUCGUAAAGAAAGUUUCUUCCAUGUUUUUUGUGUCCCAACAAAAACAAUAGUGUCAUCCAUUAAGCCAUAAUUUGACGCCACUCUCGACCAUCCUCGAGAGCUUGUAUUAAUCGCACGGUGCGAUCGCAUUAAGUGUUCAUCCAGGGAUGACCCAAUUUGGCCCGCGACAAAAAACCGUAAGCAAACAAUAUAAUUUGCAUAAUUUACGAACAAACGAUACGGUUUGAAGGGGCUUGGUUACAAGGCUUUAAAAAUUGGAUUUUGGGAGGGUAUUUCUAAAACUUAUGGUAUUGAAUUUUGAUUUUAAAGUUUUUUUUAUUAUUUAGAAAGUCCUUGUCAUCUUUUGUUUUGUAGAGAAAGUUCUUGCCAUUUUUUGUUUCGUAAAGAAAGUUCUUGCCGUUUUUUAUUUUGUAAAGAAAGUUCUUGCAUUUUUUUCAAGCUUCAUAUGCAUUUUAUUACCUUUUUUAGGCAUGACUGCACAAGAAUCAGAGACGUCUCCUAGAUCAAAUCACAGCGAGAAGCGCAACAGAAGUCACGCAAAUUUAAGAGAACGUUGUAGAAUGAAAAAGUAAGUUAAUAUAAGUGACCGGUUUUUGUUUAUUUUUCUAUCUUUUAGUAAAGUAUGGCAAGAACUUUCUUUCCAAAAUGAAAAAUGGCAAGAACUUUCUUUACAAAGCUUAAAAUGGCAAGAACUUUCUCUAAAAAACAAAAAAUGGCAAGAACUUUCUUUCCAAAAUGAAAAAUGGCAAGAACUUUCUUUACAAAACAAAAAAUGGCAAGAACUUCCUUUCCAAAAUGAAAAAUGACAAGAACUUUCUUUACAAAGCUUAAAAUGGCAAGAACUUUCUUUAAAAAACAAAAAAUGGCAAGAACUUUCUUUCCAAAUUGAAAAAUGGCAAGAACUUUCUUUCCAAAAUGAAAAAUGGCAAGAACUUUUUUUACAAAGCUUAAAAUGGCAAGAACUUUCUUUAAAAAACAAAAAAUGGCAAGAACUUUCUUUACAAAACAAAAAAUGGCAAGGAUUUUCUUUCCACUACAAAAAUUUCGAUUUUUUAAAAAAAUAAAAAUUUUUAGAAUUAACCAUGGCUUUGAUCUCUUACGUAACUGUUUGCCGGACACUGAGAAUGACCCGAAAAUGUCAAAAGUGAAGACAUUACGUCGCGCCAUCGACUACAUUCGACGUCUUCAAUCAAAUCUCGAAGGUAGUGGACCGGAAAUUGAUUUUAAAAUACGACAAAAUAAUUAUUUGGAUUGUUCACAAUCAGAUUCUAGCUCUAAUGAACAAUAA